Molecule: messenger RNA, 3265 nt
Organism: Trichobilharzia regenti
Lineage: Eukaryota; Metazoa; Platyhelminthes; Trematoda; Strigeidida; Schistosomatidae
Source: the annotation of a GenBank genome assembly
AUGGCUUUAGGAAGGAAAAAUGCGGUGAGUUUAUUUGUAAUUUCCUGUUAUUUGAGAAUUAAAUCAAUUCAGUCAAUGAGAAUCGUAGGUAAAUUUAGAUGGUGGCGUUCCACGUAAAGAUAAAUGGAAGGAAUCCAAGUGAUAUAUAGCAUGUCACUCGAACGACGCCGUAAAGGUCAUAUUUUCUUUGUGGUAGGCGAGAGAUUCAUGGUGUAAAUGUUUCUCAUAUGCUUAGUUUUCGUAAGCAUAUAAGAUAGUGUGAACACUUAUCUUUUCAGUCCUAAAUUACGACUGCGUGGCACAUCUGCAGGAAAGUUGCAGUCACAAUAUAGUGAACAGUUCUUAAACUGUUUCUCUUAACUCUGAAUUUGAGUGAUUAAGUAUGAGCCUAAAAAACUGCUGCCACUGACAACUGAUGGAACUGUGACCUACUUGGUAAUUAAAAUGCAGUUUUAAGUUUUAAAUGAGGACGUAUUUUGGAACGGAUCAGUAGGAGUAGACAUAUCAAUGCUGGAAUCGUUUAGAAGAUACAAAUCUUUAUUAUGAAAUGUCUUACGAAUAGGUAAACGGUGGUAUAGCUGCCACAAAAGCUAUCACUCAACUGCCGUCUGUUAUGAACAAUACUCUAACUUCCAAAAAGCUACAUUAAGCAUGGUACAUUUAACGCAUACUAGCCUUAGUAUAUUCUCACGAGGGGGUUUGAGUGCAUUUUAGAGUGAAUCAGAUAAAAAUACCCUUCAGUGCUUUGCUGUUUUUCAAACGAUUUAGGGUUGUCUUCUCAGCACUUUUAUUCAAAGACAGAAUAUGGCAGAAAUACACUUGUCUAGGUCUGUCUCUGUUUGUCUGUUUUCGACAUAGAACUUUGCACAAAUGUGCGGAAGUUCAAGUUGCCACACUCCGUGUAGCACGCGAGGCAAGAGAAGAAAGUACAAGAAAAGCAUAAUAGAAACAGUGAGCAGAGGUGUGAGACAAAGGAGUAAUAAAGAAAAACAAAAGUUUCAUUGGAGAUCAUAAGUCACAAGGAGUGGAUGCAUCUUGUCUAGGAGUAACCGGAGUGUUUAUAAUCAAGACAAAUUUCCACAGUUUGAGAAUUUAUCCUGAAAUAAUGGUACAUUUUUUGGAUUAAAUGAAGUAGGAAAUGGUCCACACUGCGUGAGAGCUAAUUUCUAGAUAGGUAGGUAGGGGCGCCUGGGUUUAAACCUAUAAUAAUGAUACCGAGGAAGUGUUUUAUGAAAGGGAUUCGACAAACAGUCACCUUGGGCGUUACAUUUUGCCAUACCCAGUAGUCAUGAGGUAAACAGCGUCGUAGUACUUAGACUUCGUUUCUUAACUUUCUGUAUGUAUGAGUCGGUUCUAGAGGCGUAUACACAUCAGUAACCACACGAAAUUUUAUCUAUAGAUACAGUAAUAGAAAGCCUUCGAAUUAAAAAAGGUGCGUUUGUGUAGUUAGAUGUUAAUUUUCUUACCCGGAAGUACUCUGGAAAAAUCGUGAUCUUCCGUACUGUGCCUGAGAAUGAUUAUUGUUAUCAGUCCACUCAUGAACUACAUUUCUUGAUCCUAAUAGAAGUGAGACGCUACUAUAUCCUUCUUUGAAGGGUGUUGAAGUCUUCUGUGGGUGGUAUAAUAAUGAGCUGUUUCUACUUUAGACUGUCCUCAGAUUCCUGUUAGAACUCAGCUAACUGGGACUCAUUUCUCAGGUAUUAGGCUGCAUGUCACAGUCGCUGGGGGCGGAGCAUGAUUCGAGUACAAGACUUACUGUCUAAAAGCCAAGUGCUGAAGCCAGUGAGUCACAUUUCCACAUUUGGUUAUCUGGAAUAGACUUCUCAUGCAUUCGCAACUGACUGACUGGCUGAAUAGUUUCACGUUGAACUUUGCACAGACGUGCAACAGUUCGAGUCGCCACACUCUAUACAGCACACAAUGCAAGAGAAAAGAGUAGAGAUUCAAAAGAGAUAAUAAACAGAAAUAUGACGCAAAAACAAUAGUAAUGUAGGAGAGAGAUAGUUCUAUCGGUUAUUAUAAAUCACAAAGAGUGAAUGCAUUUGCGCUAUUGCGAAUGACAAUUUUAGCCAUAUCACCAAUUAUCUCCAGCCUUCAUUGGUUUUUACCGUCCCGAGGACUGCGACCAGCAAGUUUACAUCUCCCUACGUGACUGGCCUAAACUAACUGCUGUAGAAUUCAUGGACUGAUGUUAUGUUUUGAUUUGACCACCACUAGCUUUUUUCCAAUCUGAUGUCAGCUAACAUUGGCCGUCGAGAAAAGCGAUGACUAGGAAUGCGUAACCAUCUCGAACGAAGCCUAACUUUAAUAUUACUCACCCUAUUAUACCACCUAACACGCGAGAUAGAACACAGGCACCUAUGAUCAAAGACAGAUAGUCUUUUCAUGUCUUCCAUUCUCAAUGGCCAGGUCUCACAAGCAUAAAGGAGGACGGAGCGGACUGCUGAGGAAUACACGCGCCUUUUGGUCGAUAGCUAGCUGUAUAUCACUUCUACGCCAGAGUGGCGUAAGUUGGCAUUUGUCAAACUAGCCUUCAGUAUCCAUGUUGAGAUUUCAUCAGCGAUUGACCGACUGGCGUUGUCUGAUGCAAAUUCGCAGAUAAGUGAAGUGGUCAACAUGCUCAGCCACCAUUUCACUUCUAUCUAUCUGUAGGCUAGAAGUCAAUGUAAUCCAUACCUGCAGCAUCAUCUUGCAUUUGACGAGUGCGAACUGCAUGCCAAACAUUCGAAGAUUGCUGCUCAAGGUGUUCAGAAGACUCUGCAUGUUGUCAGUAUCUUCGUCUAGAAGGACUAUAUCAUCCGCAUAUUCCAAGUCAACGACCGUGAACAGUGGUAGGUGACAGAAGCGAAAGAGCUGGGAAAGGCAUCAACGAUAGCUAACACCAGACAACCAGGGAAACAAGUGGCGAAGGAAAAUGACUCGUCUUCCACCGGAAGUUAACAGGAUAUUGUUGGUAAAAAACUUACCGUAUAACAUAUCAGCAGAAGAAAUGUAUGAUAUAUUUGGGAAGUAUGGUGCUAUUCGUCAAAUUCGUAUUGGUAACACUCCUGAAACUAAAGGCACUGCUCUGGUUAUUUACGAAGAUAUCUUCGAUGCGAAAAAUGCCUGUGAUCAUCUCAGUGGCUUCAAUGUGUGCAAUCGAUAUCUUGUAGUUUUAUAUUACCAGAGGAAUAAGCAAUUUAAGAAAACUGAUGUUGAUAAGAAGAAGGAAGAAUUAGACCGGCUGAAGGCAAAGUAUGGUUUAAAUACUCCAAAGGUGAAAUAA